AUGCGCUUGCUAGAGUGCGAUAAUGCUGACGGAUAUCGGCUCACCAAAGUACUAUUAGAUAACAGCAUUCCUCCUUAUGCAAUUCUCUCACAUACAUGGGGAAGUGACGAACAGGAAGUCAAUUUCGAAGAUAUAAACUCAGGUAAUGGCAAAGCAAAAACCGGUUAUGAGAAGAUCCAGUUUUGCGGAAAACAGGCUGCUUGUGACAACAUCGAUUAUUUCUGGGUGGAUACUUGUUGUAUUAAAAAGACGAGCGACUCUGAGUUGACCGAAUCUCUGAACUCUAUGUUCCGCUGGUAUGGGAAGGCUAGAAAAUGCUAUGUCUAUUUAUCAGAUGUAGAGGUCGUUCAAAAUGGUGUAGAGCAACCACAAAGCGUGUGGGAAGGGCGUUUUCGGGCCAGCCGAUGGUUUACAAGAGGAUGGACGCUCCAAGAACUCCUGGCUCCAAUAUCAAUCGAGUUCUUUUCACGGGAUUGUUGUAGGCUUGGUGACAGGGAAUCUCUGAAGUUGAUUAUACAUGAGAUCACGGGAAUUGCUAUUGAAGCGCUCCAAGGAGUUCCUUUAUCGAAGUUUAGUGUUGAUGAUAGAAUGAAAUGGGCGGAAAACCGAAUUUCGAUGAGAGAAGAAGACGCAGCAUAUAGCUUGCUUGGUAUCUUCGAAGUAUCUAUGUCAGUUAUCUAUGGUGAGGGAAGGGAUAAUGCAUUCAGGAGGCUCAACGGUGUGAUCGAGCCCUCUCUAGAUAAGUGUUGCCUAAUUGAUCUGUUCAUCACCGAUCCACGAAAGGACAAACAACGUAUCGAGGAACUUAAAGGAGGACUGCUCUUUAAGGUAUACGAAUGGGUCUUCCAAAACACGGAAUACCAACAAUGGUACAACGACCAAAGCAACCGCUUGCUAUGGAACAUCUUGCAUGAUGAGAGUUUGAAGCCAAUAAUCUUGAUUAUUGAUGCACUUGACGAAUGCGAAAAGAAUAUGGUCAAAUUACUUCGCCUGAUUGUUUCCAGUCUAACUGAGUUUCCUCGCGUUAAGUGGCUCGUCUCUAGUCGUAACUGGUCUGAAAUUGAAGAGGCACUAGGGCCGAUUGAGGAGAGAACGUCGCUCAAUCUCGAAUUAAAUACCUACACAGUAUCUAUUGCUGUCGAUUGGUAUGUAAGAGAUAAAGUGGAAAAGCUUGCAAAGAUAAAAAAAAGUAUUAAAAAAAAUAGAACGACAAUUGAAUCGUAUCUUCUAGAGAAUGCGAACGGAACCUUCCUUUGGGUGGCUUUGGUCUGCCAAAAUCUUCAAGAACUUCGAUUCUUCACGACUUCAAUGUUACAAGAUUAUUACCCUCCAGAGUUGGAUCCCUUAUACGAACGUAUGCUACAGCAAAUUCUAGAUAUAAAAGAGCAUGAAGUAACUGAGCUUUGCCUUCAGCUUACAGCUAUUGUAGUAGUAGCCUUUCGACCUAUUACGCUCUGCGAGUUGCCACGUCUGAUCGGAUCGAAGAUUGAUUUGGAAGAAAUCAUUAAACUUUGUGGCUCCUUUCUGGUCGUUCGUAAUCAGAGUAUCUUCUUCGUUCACAAGUCGGCAAAGGAUUUCCUAUCAAAAAAGGCUGCUGAGACAAUAUUUCCAAAUGGGAUCGGUAAGGUUGAGAAAGCUCCUGAACUUUCCGCUUAUAUUCAUGAUGCCAAGCGCUUCGUCCUUUAUAACCGAGUAGGAAUUGAACAAGCUCCUCUUCAAAUCUAUUGCUCAGCCCUUUUCUUUGCUCCAGAGAAUAGUAUUAUUCGAAAAAUAUUUCAAAAAUGUAUCCCGAGUUGGAUUUAUAAAAUAUCAAGGACACGAUCAAAUUGGAGUGCCGCCCUCCAAACGCUCGAGGGUCAUUCGAAUUCGGUCAGUACAGUUGCCUUCUCACCAGAUGGUACAAAGAUAGCUUCAGGCUCAAACGAUAGGACAAUCCGGCUUUGGGAUGCGAUCACGGGCGAAUCACUUCAAACGCUCGAGGGUCAUUCGGAUUGGGUUAGAUCAGUUGCCUUCUCACCAGAUGGUACAAAGAUAGCUUCAGGCUCAAACGAUAGGAUAAUCCGGCUUUGGGAUGCGAUCACGGGCGAAUCGCUUCAAACUCUCAAAAAUCAUUCGGGUUUAGAGGCAUCCUCAGCCUUUGAACGGUACUUUAAGUCAAACCAUUGGAUAGCUGAAAGAUCAGAUGAAGAAGUGCGAAAUAUUUUUUGGCUACCUCCAGACUAUCGGCCAAAUAAAUUGAAGAUCUGA
This is a messenger RNA of Sclerotinia sclerotiorum 1980 UF-70, 2247 nucleotides long. RefSeq lists its product as hypothetical. Bases 1 to 2247 code for a protein of 748 amino acids. Gene Ontology annotation, molecular function: protein binding. The record is from RefSeq and is a predicted model, not a curated record. The transcript has 4 exons. Lineage: Eukaryota; Fungi; Ascomycota; Leotiomycetes; Helotiales; Sclerotiniaceae.